This is a messenger RNA of Toxorhynchites rutilus septentrionalis, 15299 nucleotides long. RefSeq names its product protein N-terminal glutamine amidohydrolase (gene tun). The coding region runs from base 1076 to 1708 and encodes 210 amino acids. The transcript has 5 exons. NCBI's taxonomy places the organism in Eukaryota, Metazoa, Arthropoda, Insecta, Diptera, Culicidae. The record is from RefSeq and is a predicted model, not a curated record. Gene Ontology annotation, molecular function: protein-N-terminal asparagine amidohydrolase activity; protein-N-terminal glutamine amidohydrolase activity. Gene Ontology annotation, cellular component: nucleus; cytosol.
AAAACAACAGCAGGAGAGCUCGACUUUUCCUUUAUCGUUCAUCAUAAUACAUUUUCCUUCGCAACCGCAAGCAGGCCGGACUUUUCCUGACGGAUUAAGAUACAGAAAGGCAAAGCGAAACGAGAGUGUUCCCUGUCCCACAUCACCUACUUGUGAAUCCCCCCGAACCUCCCUGGUUUUUGUUUCAGCCCCGGUUUUGAGUCGAGUGAAGGAUGUUGGAUCCGCAGUGAUGAGAAAAUAUUAUUCGAGAAAAAAAUGAAAUACGGAUGGUCGUAAAAAUCAUUAGUGAAGUGCGUAGAGAUUUAGAAAUUUUAGAUGUGAUUCGACCUUUGGCGUGAUACAUUAGUGCAGGGCGGAUUAUUUAUUAUGAGCUUGUGGAUUUCCUGUGUAUAAAGCUGUCCCUCAUGUGUGCUUAAAUUUUCAGCGCUAGUGUAUUUUGGAAAAAAAAACUAUUUAUGAUAUGAUAGACGGUGCGUCGGUGUAAUUUAGUUAGGAUAUUCAAAUUCUUCCCCUGGAAUGGAAAGUCUCGUGCUGUUGAUUUAAUCUGAAAUCAGGGAAUGUAGCGAAAGUAACUGAAGUGAAAAUUUAGAUAGUAAACCCAUAACAGAAUAAUCCCCUUAUUUUGGAGUGUUUUCAUUGUGAUUUUUAUCAUCUCGAAAUUGUGGAAAACGUAAUUGAAUCUCAUUAUUAUUUUUCAUUUUAUAAGAGAAUAUCGAAUAAAUCAAGGCUGUGGUUGUCCGGAAAAAAACCUAGCAAAUUCAAUCAAAUUCAGCAAUCUUGAUUACGCGUUAGUUCUCAGAAGAAUUCACACGGGCAAGAAGUGAAGAAUUAAAUUCAUUGGUGGCCUCGGCAGCUAACCUGUGCAAUAUACAUGAUUUCUUGAUUGUGUUUUGUUCGGUAUAUGUAGCUAGAAUUGCUUCCACCAGAUAGGACACGUCUAGGAUCAGAAAAGCGCGAGAGAGAGUGGUGUCGAACGGAAGGAAAAAUGCUGCUCUGAAAAACCAACGUGAAACUUCUGUUUCCAGUAAUCGCAACAAAGGAUCCGAGUGUCAACAUAACAUAACAGAACGCGAAAAUGUCAGCAAAAGAUGCAAACUUUAUGUUGUUUACCAACAUAAAUGACUGCUCCUACGUUUCGUGCUAUUGCGAGGAAAACGUGUGGAAGCUGUGCGAACAGGUGAAGAAAACACAUCCAACGGAGCUGUCCAAAUGCUAUGCCGUGUUUGUAUCGAAUGAGAGAAGAACAGUGCCAUUAUGGAGACAGAAAGCCGGCCGCGGUGACGAGAAGCUGGUGAUAUGGGACUACCAUGUUUUCUUUAUGCAUAAUCCAUCGCCCAAUCGGUGUUUGGUGUUCGACCUAGACACCACGCUGCCUUUCCCGACUUACUUCCACAAAUACGUGACGGAAACGUUCCGCUCGGACUAUGCCGUGACGCCCGAGCAUCACAGAUUUUUCAGAGUUAUACCUGCCGAAAAAUACCUGGCGGAGUUCUCGUCAGACCGGAGACAUAUGCGUAGACCGGAUGGUUCAUGGAUAAAACCUCCUCCAUCGUAUCCACCCAUUCAGACAAGCAGCAACUCCCACAGCCUGGACGACUUCAUCUGUAUGAAACCGGGCAAAGGACCAGGCAGCGUGUACGAUCUGCUACACUUUGUGCAACAGUUCUACAAACCUCCCGACAGGAAUAUCACCAAAACGCAGAACUAAAUUACGCUUACAGUGUGCUCAAUGAAGCUUGAGGACAGUGGUGCCAUGUGCUUAUGCUACUUCUGCUACCAUUAAUCGUCGGUGAAAAGCGUAGUUAUUAUGGGACUUUGUUGCAUUUGACGGUUUUGGGUCUAAUUUGUUCGAGUGUUUUUUUUUUGCUGUUUUGCUGAAGAGCGAGCAUGUUGAGGCUAGCGCGUUGAGGGUGGAGUGAACAAGUAUUUGUAGUUAAUCAAAUGUACGCUAAGCAGCAAAUGAAUAGUGAGCUGAAAAAAAAGAAGACAUUAGAAAGAUCGGUCGGAUUUGGAAGAAAGGUGUUUAGUGUUAUGCAUUUAUCAUCGAGCAAAAGGUCAACCUAACAUUAUGACAUCCGACAACUCUAUACAAAAACUGAGAAUAAGAGAAAAAAGUGAACUUCUACUUUGUAAGUGAGGUUGCAUUUAAUGUAAAAUGAUGAUACAUCAAAGUAAGCAGAGCUGACUAUUUGUUAAUAUGAUUAACUCAGAGAAAGAAAGUUGUAUUAUGAACACCUUUUUCAAACUUUACAAGCACAAAUCUUAACAUAAAGUUAAUUAUCUAGCAAGACAUACAAGUUUCUCGCGUUGGAACUGCAGUUGGGAUCCGCAAUGAAGUAUACUCCAACCAAGCUGAGAAAACACAACGUAAAUCGCGAUGAACAAAUUUUCAACAACUAUACAAUGUGAUAUUAGUUAAAUUUUAUCGUUAAACCUUGCGCUCCUGUUCAAUGUUUUCCAUCUCCAUGUAUAGUAUAAUGUACACCAUUAAUUUCUCCGUGCAACAGAAUGUUAUAGAAUUAUCUUUAGAAGUUUCACUGUUUUAGUUUCAAUGCCACGGACCAGAUUACAAUCCAGAUUAGUCUUUGCCUUGUGACUAUUACCACAUUUUGUUAAAACCAUCUCAUGCGUAGUUUGGUUGUUUAUUAUACAAACCAAUCCUGGAUCCAUCACAAUUUCAAAGGUUUUAUGAUCAUUUGACAUAUUUUCAGUUUAGAAAGUAAUCUUCGUUAACUCGAUAUCAAGCUGGAUGGCCUAUACUAUAUUCUGAACAUGUUUUACUAGUGUAGCAAUUCAUAGUAGCUUGACGGUUGCUUUCAUGAACUCAAAAACACAUUGUGUUUGUCAUUUUAGAAACCACGACUUUACAAACAGCAUUUAACAAGCUGAACAAUGAAGGCCAAAUUUUGAAAUAGCGUUGCAGAUAAUCCAAGGUUCAAAACUCAAGAACUGAUAGACGUAAACGGAAGCUGACAAUGGUAGCAGAAUUAUUUGAAAUACAGUUGUUCAUUUGUUGUUGGAACGCGCCUCACACGAAGAAUCCACAAAACUAUAAUAGACUUUAUACUCCACACACAAAAAAAUAAAUUUUGUAUUUUUCUUCUUAUCUUUACAAUUGAUUAUACUCCAGAGAUGCGAAUUGGGUAAACAUUAUUUAUACUAAUAUCCCAGAUAUAACUUUUACUAAAUCUGAUAACUUUUACUCCGAAUUUCUUAUCGUGUAUUAAUAUUGUAACUUUUACCAGUUUUGACUAUUAAGCUUAAAAGAAGAAAACAAUUUAAGAGAAGAGCAAAGUCCAACUUUUAAAUAACCGCACAUAUAAAUGAAACCACUUUUUAUGGACCUUUAUGAUUAUGCAAAUAUUUGUGAAUCCUAGAAUCGGAAAAAGAAACAUAUUUAUUGCGAAAAAGAAAACCAUUUUGCCCUAUCAUUAAGAGAUAUAUUUCCUCCAAAUCUAUUAACCCGAGUGUACUUGAGAAGAGAAGAUAGCAUUAUUGUUUAAACUUACUCGAAAUUUAAAAGGGCAUAAUUGCAAAGAAAACGAAUGUUAACAUUUAUUGAGGAAAAAUGAAAAAAAACAGUAAUAUGUCAGACGCACGAACGGUGACAAAAAUUGGAUGCUAGAAGUUUAUAUUAGACAAAUUACUCUGUUUGAUGGCUAAUACUCGUACUAUUACUCUAAGGCAAUUUCUGCAGAGUAGAGGACUCUAACAGCUAUAUUACAGGUUAAAUAAUUGAAAUGUUUAAUUUCAGGAUUUAGCAAUCCGGACGAGGGAUGCGGAGGCCGUGCAAUCUUAACAAGUAUAAACAAAGUAUGCUAAACAUAGGAUGAGCAAAAAACGGUACGAACAAACAAGCAUAUAAAGCACUGACAAAUAAGGUGUUUCGAUACGAUAAAAUGAUUCUUGUUGGGAUGAGACUCUUCUAUUGAUUUCAUUAUUUUGUUUUUAAUAACACUGAUAGUUUAAAUUGAAUAAACAAAUAAAAAAUCAAUCCGCGAAACAAGUCUCGAACGAAAGUAAUGUUUUGGAAUACUACACAAAAAGAACAAGUUGGUUCGAUGGAUACAAACAUAAACAUCGAGAAUUUAUGUUGAUUUUUAAAAGACUGCAACUUGCUAAAAAAAAUCAUAUCGAGAUUAAAUAUUUAUUUAUUUGGGUUAAGUCUUCAGUGGUAUCGAAAUAUUUUUUUUUAUUAUCUGUAUUAUAGUGAUUUUCAACUCAUUUGGCUGGUUCGCCACUUUUACUUCCAUUUUUUGGAAGAAUGUCGGGAGUGAGAAUUGAACUCGUGACCUUCAGCGUGAGAGGCAUGGAUGUUACCACUACGCCAGAUCGCCUCCACAAAGUAUCGAAAAUAUUAAUCUUAAUCUAUUUUUUUGACUGCAAAGUUUGAAGCCUCCUUUAAAACAAAUGUCUAAUCUAUCCUAUUUUAUAAAACUUAAACCUGCUUCUUCUUCGGUGGCUCUAACGUUCCUAGAGGAACUACGCCCUCGCAAAGUAGUAUCACUUGCGUCAUUUUUAUCAGUACUCAGCUGAGAUUUCUUUGCCAAAUAGCAUGCCUUGGAUGCAGUGGCCUAGCAUGACCAGGUGACACCUGGGGCGGGUGUCUUGGAUAUCAGCCCCUCCAUUCAAACUUUGUUUUCAAGUAUUUUGGUUUGAACUAGGCUUACAUGAGCUCCAGCCUAACUAUUGUCAUUAUGUUUUUUUAUUUGCUUAAUAAUUAACUUAAACAUGUUUUCGGCGCCAGCGAAAUAUAAUUGAUUCCGUAGCGAAAGCGAUCAUGACGUCCUAGUUCACAUGCUUGUCACAUGAUUUGUAGCAUGUAACAACAAACGAGUGCCGCUGACGGAAAUGAUUUCUGUAAGGUCAUAUUUGAACAAACGAACGUGAAUGAAACGUUCAAUCAGCAAACACUGUUCACAUUAGUUUCAACUCGAAAACUUAUGAACUCGCAACAAGACCCUGGCAUCCCUAUCACAACUAACAGAAAUUGUGCGUAGGUAGCAUAGAAAGGGCUCAAACUGUCAAUUCAGACGAGCUGUACAGCGAAAAACGAUCCGUCAUUCGUAGGCGGAGUUACGAAGUUCGACCUCCGGGACAGUGCAUUAAGUUGGUUGUGGUCAGAGAUCAUAUGUCGUGCUGCAUUUAGCACAAUAUUAUGCACUAGAGAUUCGAGAACUUUCCCCUAAGAUCAGAGAACCGAAAUUACCGGAUGGUUGCUAUAAUAGCUCAAACUACCAGUUAUGUGAACCGGAACCAUUGAAGCGGUUUUUCAUAAAAUUGGGAACCACCUCUAUUUUUGUUGAAUUGCUGAAUAGUAACUACAAAAGAAUUACAAAAGCAGUUUCCAUCUUUCUUUGUUUGGUUUAUAGAGACUUUAAACAUUUGCAGUUCAUUCUCCAGCACUGAGAAGGGCCCUGUAAAAAGAAAAACUCUACUCUAUUACUCCUCCUCCCUAUGUCUUAAGAAAGAUAAUCCAUUCUCGCUUGAUGCUCUCCGGCAACGAUGACCGGAUGGACGGAGUAAUUGAACGACGGACAUCCGUACGUGCAACGCGUAUACUGACAACUGACUGGUUUUCACAAUCAUACCCUUAAAUAAUAGUAUAUCUUGAACUCUACAUAAAUAUUUCUUAUGUUAUUAUUUGGGCAGAGCAAUGAAAAGAAAAAGAAUGAGGACAGGGAAGAUGAUGAAGAAAUGGUGUUUAGCUUCAAGUUUUCGCCUUGCUUAUGCAAGCGCGACCUAAUUGUGUCUAGUUAUCCACGAUAAUCGUUCGAUUAAUCGAAUACUUCCUACAGAAAUCGAUUAUUAAUCGAACGAAUACUGCGCAACCCAUAAUCGAAGCGCACGAAUAAUUUACGUCGAUUAAUCGGUUCAAACCCAGAGAGAAAAAAACGUAUGGCCGCUGCAGUUUUAUUCUGAAAUUCAAACAUUUUCUUUGACGCUCCCUUAAACUCGUAAACGAAACUCAAUGCGAAUUGAGCUUCGUUUACAAGUUCAGGGGAGCAUAAACGAUAAUAAUUGAAUUUCAGGCGGAAUGAACACUUUUUUGAUUCCAGAUGGCUUUUUAGCAAAUGAGAAAUAUUAGUCUAACUAAUUAUUACUCUCAGUAUGACGAUUAACCGAUUAAUCGAAUAUUUGGAACGAUUAAUCGUAUCGAAUAACAAACUGCUCAAAAGUAUUCGAUUAGCUGAUGAACGAUUAAUUUCAAAAAUAGGGGAUCACUAAUUGUGUCAUAAACGAAAACAUCGGACACUUGCGAUGUGUGACGAACCGUAGGGGAGAUGGGGGUAAGACGGACAUGUUAAGGAAAACUUCAAUUGUAUCUUUUUUUUUUCAAAAAUUUAAUAGCGGUUUCUUACAGUUCAAUAUACUGGUUUUCGAAAUAACUGGCCAAAUGUUUUAUAAAAAUGUGUUUUUCCAUGUUUUUUACUGAAAUUAAAACAAACCGAAUAGUAGAGCAUUUUUAUCGGUGCGGGUAUAAUGGACAUGUAGUGAGGGGAAUAUGUACAAGUUCGUAAAAUACGAAGCGAGGAGGUUUAUCGCUCGCGAGAGGAAUAAUUUCACUCUCUCUCUCAGUGUUUGUGCGUCCAGUAACUGAAAUAGAACAAAAAGAGAAGGCAAUAUAAAAGAGAGUUCAAUAUUCUCCCCUUCACUUUCCAUCAUGCAUUGGGUGUGAUUAUGGAUGUGACUGUCUAUUUCAACCUUACCAGUGCAAUUAUUUCAAUAAUUUAAAUUUACCACUUACGAAUGAAUGUACUAUUCCGUACAUACCUAAUAUCGCUUCUCUGUCAACUCACAAACCGAGAUAUAAACAUCAGCGAAUUCAAUUUUGCAAAUAAACCACUCAAAAUGCUUAAUAUCGAAGCCGCAAAAGUUACAUCCACACGCGGAAUCAUGUUCGAUUUUCGGGUUCUGUUUGUCUAUUCCACUUUUGAUCAGUAUUCAUUGACAUAGGUUGGUUUAAAUAUUAUAGAAUAGCAUGUAGAAGGGUUUCCCAUCAACAGAAAUUUGAAAUCCAUAAUGCAACUAUACAAAUCAACCACCUGCCCAUUACACCCCCACUGUCCGUCUUACCCACGGCUCCCCUACACAUGUUGAUACAAGAGUCGGGUUUAUUUAUGAAGUGCCUGGAGGGUGACUAAUACUUUAUGAGGUGCGGUUUGAUGUGGACUUGGUAUGUUGGUUAAUUGCAUUUCAUUAAAUGUGAAAUGACAUGAGACAUGUAUGGGUAAAAGAAUAAUAGUGUAAAGAAAGAAUGUAAGAAAGGAUGAUAAUGCCAUACUAUUUAACCAAGUACUUCAUCAUUGAAAAAGACAAACAUCAUUAUUGACAUUCGUUAUGGAAACAUCCCGGCGAAGUACACUUUGGAAGGAACUUAAGAAAAUAUUGGCAGCUCCUUAUCCUUUAACUUUAACGUACAUCCAGAACAUCAAUGGAUUUAGUUUCAAGUUAGAUUCCAGUCUGCAUAUUAUUGCUGGUAGGUACAGAUGCGUCAUUCAUUGUACGAUGAUUCGAUUUCAUUCAUCAAAUCUCUACUCUCAUCAGAUCUUUGAGCAAAAAAUCGUUUCCCUAGUCGGCUAGGCAAGUUUGUCGUAGAACAGAAGAACGUUUGCAUUGACAAACUGUUCGUUCAGAAAAUUCUGCUAGCUGUCCAUGUCCAUUUAAUCAGAAGCAGUGGAUAUUGACGACUGAACAGUGUAGUACUGAAACCGAGCAACGAAUCAGGGGUUCAUCCGGUUGGAAACGAACCUUGCUUGCCUUGAGCCAGCGCUACACGAUGCUACGAACACCCUCGAAUGCUGGACGCUCGAUGAUUCGAUGCAUCGUGUAGUCGACUGACGAGCUACGAGCCUCCAAUGUCGAGCGUCGAAUAUUCGCGUUGGAAGGUAAUCCGUUCGUUGUGGAUUACCUUCCAACGCGAAUGGCACGAGUCAAAGAAUUUUUGUCAUUCGUUGAUUCGACACUCGAUGACAUUCGAUACACCGCUACACGAUUCGUCCGAAUCUAUCUUUGACAGAUUGGUUUGUUUACAAGUUUUAGAUGAAGCAACUAUGAUAUAUAAAACUAUGAUCUCCAAUCAAUUUAUAUAAGGAACUAUAUAUAUAUAUAUAUAUAUAAAUGGAGUGAUGUCUGUCUGUCUGUCUGAUUCUUAUAGACUCGGAAACUACUGAACCGAUCGACAUGAAAAUUGGUAUGUAGGGGUUUUUGGGGCCGGGGAAGGUUUUCGUGAUAUUUUGAGACCCCUCCCCCCUCUCUAAGGGAGGGCUGCCAUACAAAUGAAACACAAAUUUCUGCAUUACUCGGAAAUUAACCAAGCAAACGAAACCAAAGUUGGCAUGUGAAAGUUUUAGGGUGCAAUAAAUGUUUCUAUGAUGGUUAGACAGUCCUUCCCCCACUCAAAGGGGGGGCUGCCAUACAAAUGAAACACAAAUUUCUGCAUUACUCGAGAAUUAAUCAAGCAAAUGAAACCAAAUUUGGCAUGUGGAGGUUUUAGGAUGCAAUAAAUGUUUCUAUGGUGUUAAGAUACUCCUUCCCACUCUCUUAGAGGGGGCUGCCGUACAAAUGAAACACAAAUUUUUGCAUUACCCGAGAAUUAAUCAAGCAAAUUAAACCAAAUUAGACAUAUGGAAACUUUAGGGUGCUAUGAAUGUUUCUAUGGUGGUUAGAUAACCCUCCCGCCUCUCUUAGGGGUGGCUGCCAUACAAAUAAAACACAAAUUUCUGCAUUACUCGAGAAUUAAUCAAGUAAAUGGGCGGGACGAAGUUUGCCGGGUUAGCUAGUUGAUUCAUAAAAUUCAAAAUAUUCGGCAAAAUAUUGCAGUUUAAUAAUGUUGAUUUCAAGCAUUUUUAAUUUACAGCCCGAUAUCAAUACAAUUGCUACGGCAGCAAUUUCAAUACUCGCAUCGUCAUUAAGUUUCCUAACGUUUUUGAUGGUAAAUAAAAACAAUAAACAUUCGAUCCAAAUACUCGCCGAUUGUUUGGACCGAUUGCAUUGAAUCGAACAUUCACUUCACCUGCUAUGCACAUUCGUCACUACAUUUGUCGAUUCAUCGAGUCAAAUCCAACAUUCGAGUGAAACGUUGGACGAAUCGUGUAGCGCCCGCAUUACAAAACAGGCUGGACUGUCGGGAAGACUGUCGUGCCGCGAAGAUAAGGGCAGCCGAUGGAGCCUGUCUGUACGUCCCUGUCCCAUUUUAUGACGAGUUCUGACGAGAUGAUGUAUGACGGUUUUUUGGUCGUGAUCGAAAACACGGACAGUGACUCCUUUUGGCUAGUACCAACCAUCGCCGACCACGUUGGAUACCGUUUUACUAAAAGGCACUUUGAAAGAGACAAAUGAUAGAUAUUCCAGUCAUUUCUCACGAAGGACCAGCUUGACAACUUUCAUGUACGUUGAAUCUACAUUCGCGACUUCAUGAAUAUGUUGUUCUAGGACGCUUUUCCUAUCAUAUCGUCAAUAGCUUGUCUAAUUUCGCCUAAGAAACGGAUCUAGUCUGCUGGUUUCAUAAAAUCUCCUACACGAUCCUACAGAGAAAAGUAUUGAAAAGAGAUGAUUUGUUACAUGUUCCCGAAUGAUUAAUAGGAUCAAUUGUAUCAUCUAGCUCGAGCUGUGAAGAAAUUUUGAAUUUUUCAGCGAUUUGCUGGUUUGUUUGAGUUGCUGCUAAGUUCCGUAGGGUCGACAGGAGUCGCAGAACCAGUUUAGCUGACCAUGUUGAGUAAUGGAGCUUGGUUAAUCCCACACAAGUGUGGCUUAAAAUGGAUCACAUUAUUGCAUGUAAUCACUCUACCAGAACUCAAGGAUCGCGUACAGGCUUGGCACUCAUUCAUAUUGGGCCUGAUCACGAACAUCACUGUCACAAACGCUUUCACGUCACUUACACUUCACUCAAUCUUUUUGUGUCUAUCAUCAUUGUCACGGACAGUUACGUGUAAAAAUGAACUCCAUGAAGUGAAAGUGUUCAUUCCCGUUUAAAAGAGACAUGUCAGUUGCAUGAUUCCGGGCGUUUGAACGUUAUGUCGGUUGCAUCAUUUCGGACGUUUGAACGUUAUGAAGGUAAAAUUAAUACAGUGUAUGCGAUAAUAUUCCAUUUCAUUAAGCGCAUGUUUUAGAAUGACAAGUUUGCGAUUACACCUUGAUGAUUCGGUACUUUAAUGCCAACUAUUCGGACUGAUCCCAUGAUUCAUUUGCUUGGUGCAUUAGUUUACUGAAUCCAAUGCUGGUUCAAAAAUGAGGAGGAGUACUUGGUUGCUCGGGAAAAAUGUAGUUGUUGAACAUAUGGGACUGUAAUUUUAUUUUUUCGUUCUAAAAAUUACUCUAAAGAUAUAACAUGACUAUUAUAUUUAAUAAUCGACAUCUCGCAUACUCUUGUUCUUAGCUCUGUCUUACUUGUUUGAAUAGUGAGAAGUAUUUAGUAUAGGUCAAGUUUAGAAUUAUUUUUUUAAGGACCGUUUGUACAAUUUUGAUGAAUAAUAAUAUCUUCUAUAUCACAUGACGAACUCGAAUUUAUCCACCACGAUCAGUAUAAUCUGAGCUAUCCCCAUAUGGGAUUCUGAAGUUUAGUCCUCUUAUUCUUUCCAUUCUCGUGUAAUUUGAUAUAAGGAACAAGAGGUUUGACUCAAUCUUUUAAACAGAAACUGGUUAGUAGCGUCGGUCAGAAGCAUAAUCUUCAUAUAAAACAUCUGAUGAGAUUCAAAGAAUUUGCUAAAAGCAGAAAGUGAUUCAGAUUUUCUUCAGAUGGAUAUCAAAAUUAUGGAAAUUAUGGAAGAAGAACUAGAGAAUAAUUUAAAAACAGUAACUUGUGAAUGUAAUGAUAAAUUCAUUUUUUCAUGUUUGAAACUUAUUAUCACUGUUUUAAUAUUAUUUCAAAGUAUGUCUUCAAAACGUUAUGAGAAUAUCUGUUACGUAAAAAAAACAAUGGCCCUAUUCGUUAUAACUACCGUUCUGAUUCGGGUCUUGUCUACCAAUUGCGAAUGCUUGAAUUACAAAAAUCAGCUCUGCAAUGUUGGAAAAACUUUACAGUUAUUAUUUUAUACUCAAAAUAUCAACAAAUCAAUAUUAUACAUAAACAAUCAUGAUGAUCGUUCUGUCUAAUAAGAGAUUAUUAAUUAUUGUUUCUCUUACACUAUUACAGCGUAUUUGGGCCAGUGGCCUCCAUUCCCAUUUCAUGGUGUUGCAACUCUCUGUUAGUCUAAUCCUAAAAAUAGAAACAAAAAAAACUAUCCAUUCAGGAUAAUCGGAAGUAGACCUUUCGCCAUGUUUCAAUGGGUCUACGAGAGCUACAUUUUUAGUCCUUAAUUACAUUCCAUAGCGCAUUUACCGAAUCUAAAUAAAACAUUUUACGUCUUCUGGAUACGUCAGGAUUUCGUUCUAAAAAUGCCACCAGGCAGGUAAAUUGCUGUUUGUUUAUCUUUUGUUUCUUAAACAAGACAAGAGACAAGAUUCAGAAUGUUAGCAAAAAAGCUAAAUAAAUACGAAAUUAAACUUACUCCAUUCCGCGUGACUAGCUUUCACCAUCUAAAACACAAGUGACAAAUAUACAUGUUUUUCUCCGUGACAUGACAGUAUCGUGGUAUUCAUAAUAACACCGAGUUCAUCAAAGUUGUCACGACGGAUGAACUCUUCCGUAUUCUACACACACGGUGGCAGCCGUAAUAACGUUGUAUACAAUUCACUUCGUUUUCACCAUGAAGUGACGUUCGUGAUCAGGCCCAUUAUCAAGCAGACUAGGAGAUCACCGUGUCAGCUGAAUUAUAAAGUAGGGAGACUUUAUGAGAUGGCUGGGUUAACUCUAUAUCUAGGCAACACACAGUUGAACAAGGCUAGGUAGAUAUGCACGAUCUCGAAGUUAGUUACAGAAUGUUUAACUUACAAAUGUUUGGUUUGAGAUGUAUACACGUGAUGGAUAAACAAUACCCAAUAUUUUUAUUCAUUACGUAUAUACACAUUAAUCCAAAACAUAAUACCCGAACAUUCUAAAACAGGAAGCUUGUAGUCUUAAAAUAGCAACCAAAUAUUCAUUUACUAUGAAGUUACAGUCUUUCACAAAUUACCAUAAAUUAUCGAGGUUUCGCUAUGCUCCGGUAAUAUUUUUUUGCUGAGUAUGGAUGAUCCAAAGCAAUCGUUCGAGCUGUUUGGGACCUCGAUGCUACAAUAUUGCCAUCUAUAAAAGUUUGCGGUUGCAGUGGAGUAGAGGUACCCUCUUUCAGAUUAGCACGCCUGAUGGCAGAUUAGCACACCUGAAUUGUGAAAAUUUUAAUGAAAAUGAUUGCUUGUGUUCUUCCAAUGCUUAAAACACGUAGACGUUCCUCCGUAGUGGCUCCUCAGUUUGAAGUCUUACUUCGGAAACUUGGUGUGGAAGAUUUAUUUGACCUCAUCGUUUGUCUCCUUGGUUAGGGAUACCAUCUAUCCUGAUUUAACAGGACAUGUCUUGCUAUUGAGAUUGUUUUGGGGCGUCCUGAUUCAUUUUUAAUAUUUUAGCAUUUGUCCUGGAUUUUAUAAGUAAUUCAAUUGCAGCAUAUGUGAUUCAUGAGGGUUGGUAGCCAAUAGUGAUAUGUGCAUUUUGUCAUUUUGUUGAAGCAGAAAUUCGCAAUCCACAAUGAACUAUUACAGUUUAAUCUGAUUUGGAAAAGUUUAUCCUAACACCGAAACUUUGCAUGAAUGUUCAAUUGGAAUCCACAUCCAAAUCCAUGCUUAAUUAUGUGGUGUAAUAAUCUACAUAUUGUACUCGUGGUAAGUACUCUCAAACUAGUUUUCAUGACCAAGCAAAAAAUUGCAAAAUAUGCAUCAACUUUGCCCAACAUGAUCCUUCAUGACUCAUAGAAUAUAUGAUACGAAAAACAUGUUACGGGCAUAGAAAAAUAAUCUUCAAAAACCUUAUCUCAUUUGGAAACUUGGCAACUCGCAUGCAUCUCUGUUGUUCACGCUUGGCCGAAGAAAAAGCAAAAAGAAAAGUGAGAGGUCAGUUCUCAUGUCUCGUGUCAGGUUUGGUCAUAAUCUUAGCUGUGACAGGUGGCCUGAUUUUAAACUCUGACCAGAUGGUGUCCCUAUCCUUGGCGGAGGAGGAAAUGGACCCGGGCCACUGCCUGCUGUCAUCGUCCGGCGUCAAGUAGGUCUCGUAAUUCAUUAUGAUCACUACGUCACACUUUGCCGAAAAGAUGCUUGCCACUAGCUAUAACCGGAAAACACAACGUGCUUCAUGAUGUAUAACCUUUUUCGCUCCGGGUGGAGUUGGCAGAACGAAUAAAGCGUCAAACGUAGUUGCUUGACUGUUUUCGCCAUGAUUGCUGCAAAUCGACUGGGCGUCGACGAAUUGUUGUAGAAGGCUGAAAAAACGUAGAAUUUAAGGAAAAUAGUUCCAUUGAUAUUUCCUUUUUAUUUUUUUCUAUCGCCAUCCGAAGAAAUCGACUACGUAGCUGAGAAAAACAGUCUGUAUAUAUGAAGUGAAGGCGGGAGAAACGAAUACAUUUUUAAGUGAAACUUAUGAAUGAAACUUCUGCAAGUCGUGAAAACAUCUUAAAUGGGAAUUGUGUCUGACCAUGAUUUUAUAUUACAAUAAUAAGUUUUAGUGGGAACAUGGAAAAACUAUUUUAACAAUGGUUGCGAACGGUCAGAGCUACACAUUUUUAUUGGGGAUAUUAAAAUCUGGAACUGCCUUCAGACGUGCUAAACUGAAAGAGGGUACACUUAUUCAAACAAGACUAUCGUAGAUGGCAACUCUGCAUCUCCCAAGAUGCGAAUCAAAUAAUAGGCUUGUUCCAUUUCCUCAGUUCCUCUGUUGAAAUUUCCUACAUAGAAACAUUUUCACCACAUUGAAAUAUUUCACCCCUAGAGCGUAUGCAAUUUAUUAUUCAUUCUUAUCUCAACUUGAAUCGUCGCAGGGCUUAUCGAUACGAUUUUAUCGUCAAAAUAUUCAACCUGAUUGAAUUUAAUAAAUAAAAGCGUAAUACACUUUAAGCGAAAAAUAAACUGAAGAAAACAAAAAAUUAUAGAAUUCUCGAUCGGAGCUCCGACACAAAUGGGAAAAAGGUAAUAUUGUGAUUGCAUAUAGUCUUGUGGUUUACUGUAGUUUGUUUUUUAUUGGAAUAAUGGUUUUUAUCAAAUCAAUUUUUUUAUAUGAAUAUACGAACGAAGCAAAGAAAAAAAAGUAAUUAUAUUUACAUUACACAGUAAUCAAAUCGACCUACGAAAACAAAAUAUUGACUAAUGCGUUAGAAACCACAAAGCAGACGGCGUCAAACUGUUUUCAAGAGAACAAAACAUCUGCUAGUUGAUCCCGUAAGAAAAAGUUAUCGUUGCCACACUUUCACAUUUUUAGCUAGUACCAUCACUCUCGCCCAACUAUCGUUGAACCACACUGAAAAGUGGACAUUAAACUUAGAUAAACAAAAUUCAAUUAACACAUUCAACAACUUCCUAAAAUUCCUUGAAUAAAGUAAAUGAAAUGUUAUGUUAUUUUUGCAAUUGCUGAAGAACAAAAUAAACAAAUAGAUAAGAAUCACUAGAAUAAAAUUGACCACGAAUGAGUAUUUUUAUUCAAACAGGUUCCCUUGCACCACUAACUGUAGAGAAGCAGGAAUUUGAUAUCAGCACCAUUAUAUAUCACCGAAAAGUACCUACAUUUCAUUAUAUACAAGUUCUAUUUUUUCUUGUUAUAGUCCAAAAUCUAUUUCUACUCCCUAUACAUAGUAUAAGAAUGAAAGAACAUAAACCUAGAGUUUCAUUUGACUGUUGGUUUUUACCUGUUUCCGCGUCGUUUGAAGCAAAGUUUAAGAAAAAAGAAACAAACAAAAAUAAUGCAAACAAUUUUCGAAUAGUAAAUGCGUUUUGAUGUGCGUCUCGUAAUCCCAAAAUAAUAACGAACAAUGUUUGUUUCUUGAACAGAAUAUUACCGCAUAGGAGAAAAAAAACCAUUAAAUAUACACAAACAGAACUGAAUAGUUCAUUGCAGUUGAUACUUUCAAGUGAAGAAAAAGAAAAAAAAGCAGCCAGUAAAAGGACAUAGAAACAAACACGAAACAGCACGGCAAGCAAAUACACCAAACGAAAUACAAUGAAUAAAACAGUUUUUUGAACAAGAUAAAUGAGACCCGUACCGCUGCUAGAACAAGUAAACUAAACUAAACAAGAGCAAAAAGCAAAAACAAAAGUAAUAGCUCACUCUAUGCGAACAGCGACUGAUAACAGAGCCGAUGAUUUAGAAAGUGGUGCAUUUGAAUGGUGACGUGAAUGGUCAAGCACGCAGGAAAUAUGGCAUACUCAAACAUUCAUUGGCCGGCAAAAUGAAUGCUUCAAUAAAG